Molecule: messenger RNA, 6219 nt
Organism: Besnoitia besnoiti
Lineage: Eukaryota; Apicomplexa; Conoidasida; Eucoccidiorida; Sarcocystidae
Exons: 13
Coding region: 1-6219 (2072 amino acids)
Biological process (GO): mismatch repair
Cellular component (GO): nucleus
Molecular function (GO): ATP-dependent DNA damage sensor activity; ATP binding; mismatched DNA binding
Source: RefSeq, a predicted model, not a curated record
AUGCGGCGACACUUUCGCCGAAACCAUCUGAACCCCGCGGCAACUGCGGCGGCGAGGCCUGCGCGGCAUCCCAUGCUGAGCUUCGCUUCAUCCGCUCAAUGCGUGGGGAUUCGUGCCGCUCAGUCGGGCUCGCUCCUUACAAGCACGUCGCUCAACUCACCUCCACAUGCGGAGCGACACCCGCUUUCCGCAAAGCGGUCUCUGUUCUCGACAACGGCCAGUCUCACCGGGCAGGCUUCUCUCGUGGAUAAGCACGCUGGGACGCGACCGCAGAACGCCUUGUUGAAUUCGUGGCUACGCCGAGCCUCGAAAACAGGGAAAAAUUUUACCUUGAAUUCUUCCGCAGACGAUGGAGCCCCCUCUCAAGUCGCCGUUCAUCCGGUCUUCCUGGCUAGACUGCCUCUGUUUUCCCGCCCUGCGUCACGGCGUCUGCUCUCCUUUCUUUCGUUCGACAAUCCAUCCAUGGUCCCUGAAUCGCCCCACAUGCCGCCCCUGCUCGUAUUCGUCCGCGAACAGAAACGCCUCCGCCCCGACAAAGUCUUGAUUAUCCAGGCAAGCGCUCUCCCUCUUAACCACAUGCAAAAAAGAGCUGUUGGCGACUUCUUUGAGGCCUACGGCUUGGACGCCGUUCUGCUCGUGGAGUACUGCGGACUGAACCCCAUGGGCGGCAAGGCGAAGGCGGGCUGCCCGAAGCAAAACUUGCAACAGACGCUCGACUGCCUAACGAGCGAAGGGUUCUCAGUCUCUGUUUUCGAAGAGUUCGCGUCUCCCGUGGCGGCGACCCCGGUCGCGCCUGGCGGCAGUAGGAAGUUGCGGCUGCUGACCCAGAUAAUCUCCCCGUCUUCGCCCUUGUAUCUCCCCGCUCACAUGCCGCUUUACGAAGGCGAAAUUGGCGCACACACGCCGGACUCGCAGCCCGUUUUCUCCCUGUACUACUCGCCGAGCGCGGGCUACGCGUGCGGGGAGAUUGACGUUCCCCAGCGGACGCUUCGAGUGGAGGGCGGGCUGACAGCUGAAGGCGUGGAAAUGCGCAUUCGGUCUGCAAGCGGUGGAAUGCCCCAGGGCGAGCUCUACGUGCACCAGAUUCCUGCACUCGGCUCUCGCGGCGACGGCACCACGCGGCUGGCGCGGCGCCUCUUUCCAUCCCUGCGAAAAAUCUACCUCAGGGAUUACAGCUCGCCGUCGGCCUUCCACCGCGCCGUGCUUCGACACCUGACGGCGUCUCUCCAGCUGCCUCACUCGGAGUUCACAAUUCGCUCGCACCUGGACUAUUUCUCUCCCUCUCUUGCGAUUCCCGAGCCCGCAGCGGCCCCGUCAGACCUUGGGGUGAUGCCUUCGCUGGCCGCUCCCUCCUCGCUACCACCAAGAUCUUCACCGAACCCCCCGUCAACACAGCCGCCAGGCCCAGAAAACCGCGCCGCCGCUGGAGGGCCCGCGGGGAGCGCUGGGGAGGGCGCGCUGCAGUCUUUUGAGAACAGGCCAGAGCCCGCCUUCGCCGGCAGCGCCCAGUCCUCCACGCCGUUUACCGCGAAACUACAUCGCCACCGCCCCCACCCCCUGUAUGUGUCGACGGCGUCGCAGCUCGGGCUUCUCACGUCUGCCGCUAGGCAAGGCAACAUCGUCGCCUCCACCUCGUCGGUCCUCGUCCCGCCCUUGCAUCUCGCUGCGCUGCCGGCGGGUGCGCCCGUCACAGCUGCUCGGUUCCUCCAGCGAUUGCUGCUGUUUCCGCCACCGCAUUCUGUCGCGGACGCGAUACAAAGCAUCCUGAGGCAGCUUCUGCGGCUCGGCCGCACAGACAGCCGUCUCUCGUCGGCCUUCAUGAAACCGUUCCCAGGCUCAAACGGUGAAGAGGCUGCGCCGCCAGGCGCGUCGUCGCUCUCUGGCGAUGGUGGCCCCGGCGCCUCGUGUGGGGCCUCGCCGCCCUCGACGAAGAACGCGCUCGAGUCGACUGCCGAAAGCCGCGGGCCGCAACUGCCCCCCCGCAUUUUUUAUGGAGCCGAGCCGGGGAUUGGGAGGCCUGCGGGAGGCGUUGUAGCCGGCGCGGGCGAGCGGGCGGCUGAAGGACGCGAGAAGGUGGCAGGCGAAGGCGGCGAUCCGCCGCUGCUGCUGGUGCCGGCAGUUCGAGUCAUGGACGCGGGCAAGCUCGUGCAAGUGAUUUCGUCGCGCUCAGCCAACCGUCGCUUUUUCCUCGAGCUCCUGACCCUGUUGGCGCCGACGCGAUACUGCCUGCGGCGCUACCCUCCUUCGCUGCUGAAGCCACUGUUGACGGUCUUGCAGCACGAGACUCAGCAGCAGGUCUCGCAGGAUCGAUUCCUGGAGGGCGUCGAAAAGGCGAUCUGCCUUAUCGAGCAGGUGCUUCUCUUAGAAGAGGAGGAACAAGAGGAGGCCGCGGAGAGCGCCGCGCUCGCCGCCAUCGCAGCUGCGGAGCAAAUGAGUCGCCUGGCAGCGGCCACAGACGUCCACGUGGGGACUACGGCGGAUGCGGACAUUUCGGGGUGGGGGCAGCCGACGCCGUCUGGAGACCCACAAACCCUAGGGGGGUCUGACGGCCAGGAGGACCCGUCCCCAGCGCAGGCCGCGUCAGCUGCGGCGGCUGUCGCACGCGCAGUGGCUGAGGCCGCAGCGGCGCGGGAGGCGGCGGCCCAAGCCGCUUCGCGGGCGCUGGCGACGGUGGCAGGGGGCCACGCAACCAGCAGCAGCACUCGGGGCCUUUUGCCUCUGCUUGACGACUAUUUUCGGCGCAUGGAGCGCUUCCGCGGCCACAUCCAGCCGUUCUGCGUGCCGUAUGCUCACGCGGUUGUCGCGGCGGCCGUGGACGACCUGCUGAUUGCGAUCUUUGAGGACUUUGCGGGCAUCGAGUCGAUGCCGCCGCUUCGUCCUGUGUGUGCGCUGGAGGACUUCCUCGAUUCCGCGGACUCCGCGCCUUCCGCGGGCCGACCCAGAGCGGGGCUGAGCAAAGUGAAGUCCACCACUCUCCUCACAGCUCGCGAUCUGGUCGACCUCUUCAUUGCUGUAGAAAAACUCCAAGCGCCGGCGAAAGCCUCCUCCUCGUCCUCGCCGCCCCCCCGUAUCGCCUCGCUCUUACAGAUGCACGGAGAGAGGAUCCGCAUCCCGCCCAGUGCGUUGCUCUCGAGUAUUGAAGCCCUCCAGCGCCAGCGCUUGGCGCCGGCGUUUCCUUCCGCGGGGCUGGGGAGGGCGGGCUCCAGCGGCGCAGCCAGGCAGCUCGGCGACGCUGAAUGGCCGCGGCUUCUCGGCGCCUUGCAGAAGCGCUUGUGGGGAGACACGCUGAAUGAGUCAGUCUACCUGAAAAAGGGCAAACCGCCACUCGAGCCGCUCAAGGCCGCGAGCAGGAACGGGCGCAGAAAGAGCGCGGGCAAAGCAAGUCCGAGCGCGGCUCUCGCGGCAGAAAACGAGGAUCUCUACAGCGCGGAAAACGGCCUCAAUUCCUACAGCGAAGAUGGGGCCGGGGCAUGGAGCGAGAGCCUGGACGACGACCUCGGGCACCGCGCCGCCUCGGCGUUGGCGGCUGACUUCGCCCUCGAAGACGACCCAGCGGGAGCUGGGGGAGGUAUCGCCUCAGGCAUUCCGCCAGACGCGGCCUCUGCUGACGCUGCCGCAGAACUCGAAGCACGCCACGCGCGGUCUCAAGUCGAAAGCGGAGUUCGGUCAACAACCUCCCAGUGGAGCAAGACUCCCGAGCAUCCUCGAGACAGACACGGACAUCAGAUCGCCUCUGGGUGGACGACGCCGCGCGUGGCCGCGUCUGUCCGAGCCUACACCACCGCCAAGAACUUUGCGGCAGCUGCCGUCGAGAAGCGACUCCGGCAACUCAGCAAAGACCUCCAGCCGCUGCUGCCCGAAAUUCUGCUGGCGUCGCAUCUCAUCAUCAUUCUCCAAAGUCUAAGCCAGCACGCGGCCUUCGCAGCGACUCAGGGCUGGCAGCUGCCUCAGCUGCUUGACCCGACGGCCAAAGCGGCGCUGAAGGUCGACACGCUCACGCCAUAUUACAUGCCGCGGCCCAACGCGCGAACGCUUGCACUCCAGCGACUACGCCAGCAGGCAGAGCUGGCGGCCGCCGCGCAGACGGCGCCCAGCGCGCAGCACGCGCGUCUUGAGAGCGGGCAAUGGACGCGCGAACAGAGGGCACAAAACGUCGGAAAGGGCCCCAGUCCAGCCGAGCCGUCGAGGGGCGACGCGCCGCGUGGCUUAACGGGCCACGCGGUGCUCCAGGAUCCGCCUUUUCCGCAGGGUGAAGCCUCAAAGGAUGACGCCGUGGUCAGCUACUCCUUCGGCAUGCACGGUCUGUUUGUCCUGACAGGCGAAAACAUGGCAGGCAAAAGCACCUUUUGCCGCUCGGUCCUCGCCCUCGUCGUCCUCGCGAACGCAGGCCUCUUCUGCCCCUGCGGCCCCGAGACCGUUGUGCCCCGCUACGGGGCCUUCUUGUCGUCGUCCUAUAUGGCUCACGACUCGCCGCUUGAGAAUAAAUCCUUUUUCUUCGAGGAGCUCUCUCAGCUGCACAGUAUCCUCGCGCAGGCGCGCGGUUACAACGGCGGGAACGCCCCCCCAACCGAGGCCGGCCACCUGACGUCUUCCACAGAAAAGGUUUCACUGGAAAACGCGGCGACGCCGUUUGUGAUUGUUGACGAACCCUGCAAAGGAACAGCACCCAAAUGGGGAGCCGGGUUCGUUGGCGCGGCCCUCGAGCUCCUCUGCCGCGGACGCACUCACGGCGUCCUGUCGACGCAUCUGCACAACGAGCUGACCCGACUGCCGCUUGAUCUCCCGGCCAACGUUCGAUUCAAGCGUAUGGGCGUGCGGAAGACGUCUCAGCCUGCAUCGGCGGAUGCGCGCUCAGCGGUCGGCGGAGGCCUGGAGACGCCCGGCGGCGGCCUUCAGACUCCCCCAGAGGAAUCGGGGAGCGGAGGUAGCGUGGAGGGCGGCACCGCCGCUGCCUCGGAAUCUCUGCAGCGGAUCCACGCGCACCAUUUGGGAGCCCAGGCCGAUCGCGUGUACACGUACGAACUCCUGGACGGCGUCUGCCGAGACAGCAAUGCGAUGCUCACUGCUUGGAAAGUGGGCAUGCCCCCAGGCAUCAUCACGAGGGCGAACGAGCUCCAGGCGCACUUAGACGCGCCCGAGCUGGGGUUCACAGCCCCGCAUGUCGCCUUGGCGAGCCAAGAAAACGGCGAAUCACCGUCUCUUAUGCUCAAAACAAGACCCGGGACUGUGAGAGCGAGGAGGGACGGCGAGCAUCAAGCCCCUAGUGUGCAAACACAGACUACGGCGUUCGCUGCAACUCCUGGGCGGCCCGCAGCCCCAUCUGGAAGUGGGGCUGACGCAGGAGACGGAGGUUUUCACACUGCGCAGGAGGCCACUGCAGUUGUAACGGAAGGAGAGCUGACAGAUGAUUCAGUCAUUGAGAGAUCUCCAGAGACCCCGGCAGAGGAGGGGUCGGAGGAGGAGCAAACAGAUACGGGGGCUGGCGCCGACUCUGGUCGGCCCCGCGAGCUGUUGGAUACACUCGAAAGGAGUGAGUCUUUGGUUCAUGCUUUCGCAUCUUCCGCAAUGGCCCUGAACGGUCUCCUAGAUCGCCUACGUUUGACACUCAUAGAGACAACCCAGCAGGUGGCUUGCGCGGAACAAGUUCGCAUCACGCCUGGGGCGUCUAGGAAGGCAACCGAGCGAAGUGCCCACGAACUAAGGCCGAGCGCCGACAAAACUGCCAGAAACAGCGCAGCCGCGGCUUCAUCAGUCGCACGCGCUGCGCCGCAAGUGCUUCAGCUGCCCUCGCUGUCGAGGCGACUUGCCGCUCCGCCGCCGUGGCAGGAUGGCGCUGCGUGUGUCUACGUACUUGUAGCUCCCUGUACCGUCGCUAGAAAGGUGCAUCGGCUCGCGUUUUUGGAGUCUGGCGUUUCUGCGAUAGGCGCAGACUACAGCGAGGCGCGAUCUGAGCAUGCGCUUGCUGACUUAGGAGGCUUCUGCGCGAAUGUGUAUGUUGGCGAAACUGAGAGGCUCGAAACCCGUCUGCGGACGCAUAGCCGCUCGCCACUCUGGGCGCACGCGCGCGUCUUGGCGGUCAGAGUGCGGGGCAAAGGGGAAGCAAGAGACAUCGAAACAGCCUUGAUCCGCCGCCUGAAGGAGGAAAAAGGCGUCGUGCUCAUGUCACUAAAAGACGGAAACCGCAAAGCGGUGGGAGCGGGCCUCAACCAGGAUUUCUGA